Molecule: messenger RNA, 1854 nt
Organism: Yarrowia lipolytica CLIB122
Lineage: Eukaryota; Fungi; Ascomycota; Dipodascomycetes; Dipodascales
Molecular function (GO): protein binding
Source: RefSeq, a predicted model, not a curated record
AUGAGCAUGGAUACCCGUAAAAGUGAUACAAAAGAGCUGAGUCUGGUCGAGAUCGUGGACUUGGUGUGGACCUCUACCGAAGAAAUUGGUCAGGAUCUCAAACAGAAGGGUGAGCGACUUUCAAAACACUACGCCGAACAGCUGGAGCAAGCUCUGACCACUCCUGUUCUCGCUGUUCCAUCUACAAAAGAACAAUGCAUAGAAGCUACUCGGGAUCUGAAGCACAAAUACAACAAACUCGUGGAAGAAUUGCGGCCGUCACGUGACUCAUUCCAACUGAGUCUCAAUCGGCAUGUGGCGCUGCUGAAACGGGUGGACCAAAUGAGCCGACAGUUCUCGCGCAAAGUCAGGAAACAGACGGAGAAGGACAAGUUUUUGGGCUAUCAGGAUCGUGCACUAGAUUCGCUUUCUUUUUUCUUUGACAGAGCUUCACGUGACGAUUUGGAUUCGGAGACACUACAGAAGUGUCUUCAGGAGAUGAUGGAGGGACAGGAUGAAGAGCUCAGGGAGUGGUACUUUAUGGAAGAGUUGAGUCGGUUUGGGAGACACGUGACAGAGAGCUUGAGGCCUAAGCCAGAUGUAAUCAUUGAAGACAAAGUGGUGUCUUUGUCUCGACGUUUGGAACUCUCUCCAGAAUGCAUAUCUCUUGUAUACUCUCACUGUGACCUUGAAACGUGCGUCUCAUUGCGUCAGGUCAGUUCCGCAUGGUACAAGGUGUUUGGGCAAAUUAACCACAUCUGGCGGUCUAAGAUGCGCGAGCGGAACCCAUUUAUUGAGCCAGGAGACGCCGAUAUGAAAAGCUAUGCCGACUGCGUGUUGGUGUUUGUGGCUCGACUCAAAUGGCCCACCGUAAGCAAUCUGAACGACAUGGAGGUUUCUGGAGAGCCAGCAGAGCGAAAUAAAGUGGUUGGAUUCGAGCUGGGACUCAAUGAGAAACUUCCCAGUAACUUUACAGGUAUGAUGCCGUUCGAGUCUGGGUGUACAGUUGCCUGUGAUCAUUUCUUUGCUCUGGCAGCAUGGGAGUCUCAGGAGUUCAUUCGAGAUUUAUGGGACCUUAGCUCGCGUCCAAAGGAUGAACCAUACGAGGUGAUUGGAGUUGGAGAGCAUGGAACUGUUGUCAAAUAUAGAGACAUUGAAGUGACGCUUCCCCCGUCGGUUCGCCCAGAAGAUAUAGUUCCGUUCACAGGGCACAAUACGCCUGUGCAUCUUGGUACUAUGAUCAUUACAGUGGAGUUGCUAGACGGGAGGAUGAUUUCUAUUCCACGAGAUGAUCCGCAUUACGAACACGGAUAUAUUUUCAACGCGCCUGGAGCUCGUCUUUUUCAGAUUGGAAACGUGCAUUUCGCGAGAGAGUCUCCUGGUUUGAUCCACAAGAAGGCAGUGUACAGGUACAGGUUUGCGGACUUUGAGAGUCGGAAAAUGAUUGAGUAUGGAGCAGGAAGACAUGUAUAUCCCGUCGCAGCCUACAAUGGUUGCAUCUGGUGGCAUCUGAUGGCUGUUCCUAACUCUUUGGUGCCCACAUUCGUGGAUCUCAGGACUCCCGAAAAAAUCCACUUUCAGCCAAAUAGAGCCAUCUGUGGAGUGUCUGCGAAGCUUUUUGAACAGAGCUUUAGAGAUAGAGACACGAGCCAGUUUGUUGUUUCUAUAACGGACAUUGGUAUUCAGGUGGUGGAUCUCGAUAGAGGAGUGAUCACGGAGGUGACUGGGCCCAGUGACAAACCUGCUGCUCGUUUCUUUCCAGGCUAUUGGAACGGCAAAUUCAUGGCAAGGUGUAUGAGCGAGGUCGUAGUCCAGGCAACGACGGAGCUGGUGCUUCAGGAGCACGGCGUUCCAGAGGAGGAGUGGAGGGUGUAA